AUGAAGACCUCUGGAGCCUCUAUACUGUUGUGUCUCUUCACACUCUCCUUGUCCCCAGCUGACUGGUUUCCAUGGGUGGUCAAUGGGCAAGAACUGGAAAGUGCAACUGGUGAAGUUAGCACCGACUCUCUUAUCAGCACCGCCGCUGCAGCUGUCACACCACCCGUGCUUCUUAGUCCUGUUCAGUCUGACAGUGAAACCACGACGGCUUCAUCAGACUGUCGUGAAGAAAAGUUCCCCUGCAUGCGCCUGUACUCGGUGCACAAGCCGGUGAAGCAGUGCAUCAGCUACCUCUGUGUCACCAGCGUGCGUCGCAUGUACGUCAUAAACAAGGAGGUGUGCUCUCGCAUCGUCUGCAAGGAGAACGAGGUCAUGCAAGAUGAGAUCUGUCGCCAGCUGGCUGGCCUUCCUUCUCGACGUCUCCGCCGAUCCGGGCAACCCCUGCAUCUCCCUUGCAGACAGCUCCUGGAGCAGCAGCGCAGAAGGCCUGAUGCUCUGUGAGCUACCGACAGGAGAGAAAAAGGAAGGGAGAGAAGAGAAGUCAUCAUCCACUACCUACAACCCAAGACAAGUUCUUCUUGCUUGUGAUUUCCCCACCGUUUCCUUGCUUCUCUUUCUCCCACAUCCUCUCCUUCAGGUGCUUAAGUACCCAGAGUCUCCUCUCU
Tauraco erythrolophus (red-crested turaco) is the source of this 665-nucleotide messenger RNA. Lineage: Eukaryota; Metazoa; Chordata; Aves; Musophagiformes; Musophagidae. The record is from RefSeq and is a predicted model, not a curated record.